UUGGAAAAGUGGCGUCUGAGUGAAGAGGACGAGUCUCGCGCUGGUCACCAACAGUCACGCGGGACUUUACAUCUGCAACCACCCGAGUUUAAGUUUAACCCGGAUUCUAAUUCCAAAUUUUGACACUGUCACCAUGAGGACAAACGGAUGGAUUUACCACGCGCUGGUGUUUGCUGUGGUCACUCUACUGGACUCAGGUUGCUGUAAAAGGCCUCAUCAGUCAUUACAGAGGUAUGAGAAGACAGAGCGGCGCAUGCUGGUGUGCAAGGACUGCCCUCAGAGUCCUUUGGUACGAAACAGCCGAUCGCAGGAACACUGCGCCCGGAAGUGCAAGGUCAAGAAGAACUUCAGCUGCAGGGCCUUCAACUUUCAGCGGCACGGCAGCAAGUGCCACUUACUGCCCUUCGACCGGUUCACCCGCGGCGCGAAGAAGCAGGCCGACGCCAACUUUACGUUGUACGAAAAAAAAGAUUACAUAAGGGAGUGUAUUAUCGGCACCGAGGACUACAGAGGGAGGAGGUCUUGGACAAAGUCAAACAUCACGUGCCAAGCUUGGGCCGACAAUAACAUCAACGAGCACACGUAUUAUCCUGACAGGUUCCCGAGGCAAGACCUCAGGGAGAACUUCUGUCGGAAUCCUGACAACAGUUCUGGUCCGUGGUGCUACACCACAGACCCCAACGUCCGAACCGAGGCGUGUGGCAUACCACAGUGUUCAGAGGAAGUGUGUAUGAAGUGUAACGGGGUGGAUUACCGAGGAAAAGUGGACCAUACAGAGAGUGGCAAGGAGUGCCAGCGGUGGGACUCCGUACGGCCUCACAGACACCGUUUCCAGCCCAAAAAGUAUCGUGACAGAGAUUUAAAAGACAACUACUGCCGCAACCCGGAUAAUCGCCUCCGUCCCUGGUGCUUCACGAUGGAUCCCAAAACUCCCUGGGAGUACUGCAACAUCAGCGUGUGUGAGUCAGACUCCAGUGAGGACACAUAUGUCAAUGUAACAACAUCCUGUUUCCAGGGAAAUGGCACAGAUUACCGAGGCACGAUGAAUGUCACUCCUGAGGGGGUGACCUGUCAGCGUUGGGGCUCUCAGUUCCCCCAUAACCACUCGUUCCUUCCCCAGAACUUCAGGUGCAAAGACCUGCGGGAGAACUACUGCCGUAAUCCUGAUGGGGCAGAUUACCCGUGGUGCUUCACUACAGACCCGAAUCAGAGGAUCGCCAACUGCACCCACAUCCCCAGGUGUGAUGCUGAGGCCGCACAAAAAAUAGAGUGUUACGAAGACAACGGCGAGACAUACCGAGGCACUCUGUCCAUAACUCGCUCUGGGAUUCCCUGCGCAAACUGGUCACGUCACAUAAACAGUGGGGAUUCUCACUCUACAGUGUCCCAUGUAGGGCUGGAGAAGAACUACUGCCGGAACCCGGAUCGCGACAAGCACGGCCCGUGGUGCUACACCAACCCAAACACCCGCUUGGCCUGGGACUACUGCAAAAUAAAGCACUGUGAAUCGGCGACAGUGGCUCCUCGAACAAACAAUAUAACCGUGCCCAAGAUCUCGUGCUUCCGCCACAUAAACACCAGGAUAGUUGGCGGACAUCAGGUGUGGGGUACAGACGGCAGCUGGGUCGUAAGCAUCCAGAGAGAGAAGGCUCAUCUGUGCGGCGGCUCACUGAUCAGAGAAGACUGGGUUUUGACAGACCAACAGUGCUUCACCUCCUGUGUUCCAGAUCUCAGUGAGUACAGCGUGCAGGUGGGCCUUCACCACCUCAACGAGUCCUCGAGCCACCUGAGACUCCGCAUCUCUCGUCUGAUUUGUGGCCCCGAAGGAUCCAACUUGGUUAUGCUGAAACUGAAAAAGCCUGCACCAGUGUCUGAGGGCGCCUCCACGGUUCAUCUCCCAGUAAAAGACUGUCACAUCCCUGAAGGCACCAACUGCACCAUGUAUGGAUGGGGGGAAACUAAAAACACGGGACACGACGAGUCUCUGAAGACGGUCACCAUGCCCAUGGUCAACAAUGACAUGUGCUCACAAAUCAAAGGGGACGCGGGGGAGAGUCGAAUAUGUGCCGGUGGCAACAUCGGAGAAGGUGUAUGUGAUAAAGAUAACGGCGGCCCGCUGGUCUGCCAGGAGCACGAGCGCAAAGUCAUCAUUGGCGUGAGCAUCCAACGGACGAAAUGUGCCUCGUCGCAGCCGGCGCUUUUUGUCAACGUUGCGUUCUACUCUGAGUGGAUAUACAAAGUCUUCAAGCUGUACCCCAACGUGGAAAGGAACUAGAAAUACUCACAAUGGGGGCUCUGGUGCGGGACUCUACCACUAAAGAGGGACGAUGCUGGGGACGGUACGCGACAUGAAAUGUCCGGCACGGACCACAGGGAGGGGAGAAGAAGCAUGUGUCAGAACAAAAUGGCUGUUUUGGGAUUUUCUUGGCCGAGCGUGUCAUUUUUUUACAAAGAAGACGUGGGAUUGAAGAGCGGAUAUGAUAAAAGUGGAGUUUCACACGGUCGGGCACGGUCGGGCACAUGACAUGAGAAUGACACUUGCGACUCAGUAUUAUCUCCUGGAAUAUACUUGAAUACGGACAGAAACCCAGAUUCUUGUUGGAUACCACUAAACGUAGCCUCCUGAGCCUGGGAUGUCGUUAUUGUUUUCAUUCAAAGCAGAGCGCUGGACUGCCAAACAUGGUGAUUUAUUUUACCUCCUGCACAAAGUGGAGAGAAGUGGCCUUCAGUAAUAUGGACUUAUAUUUUGUUUUUGUCAUUUCACAUUUAGCCUUUAAAACAAUUACUGCAAUCCCAAGUGUGGUUGCCAAGUUUUCAAGUAACAUGCAGACUCAGAGGGAUGCACUUAUACCCAGUGUUACAACAUCCACAACUGUCCCACAAUCUGGUUCAUGCUCACCCCUGGUCCUGGGGAGCCAACACACCGGAUUCUGAACGGUCAGCUCAUCAGAAAGCACUGCAGAAGCCUGAUGACGAGCAAGGGGAAUGUCUAAAACCUUUACACCAGGAUUGAGAAGACCCUGCUUUAGCGUGUCCGCAACAGGCGGAGAUCGAAAAAGAUGACAAUGAUGGACUGCAAAAACAUUACACACUUACAAUGUGUAGGAGAGAGAGAAAGCGAGCGUGUUAUUAUAUCAGUUCUCUCUGCUUUCUGCCAACUGCACUCUUUUUUGCUUCGCCCUCUGGUCGAGACAUUUGUGAGAGGGGUACUGAGGCUUUUCUUUCAGCAUUUCCAAACACUAAACCAAAAACAUUUCUUUUAGGAAUAUACUGGCUGCACCAUUGUAGUCAGGGAAGUUUCUCUCAUCUCUGAUGUAUCGCGAUCAUUUUAUGAACUUAAUAUAAUGCAUUUCUUACACAAAGCACCUUUUAAGGAGACUUUACAAGUGCCAUAAUAUCCCAAAAGAAGAAGAACCGUGUGUGCGUGUGGAUUUCCUCCCACAGUCCAAAAACAUGCAGAUUUGUGGAUUAUGUCAUUCUAAAUCAGGGAUUAGCAAGUAAAUGUGGCCAUGGGCUAUUUUUUUGUGUAAGAAAUUGAAUAUUUGGGCCAAAACAUUCUAUCUUCAUCAGGCAAAAGUGCCUUAAAACGGCUUCAGUCCGGAACAAAAACCCCACCUUUGCUGCCUUAAACUAACAAUAACGUGGACGUUAAUCUUUAAUCAGCAGCUCGUUACAAAGACAAACACAUGUGAGAUACUGUACGUACUCGUACUGUUACUAUUUAUUGUGCAUCAGUUCAAUUUUAAGAAUCACUGCUUCUUCUUCGUCUUCGAGCCUAACAUAUGCAAGUAGUUAUUUUAUGGACAUUAACUGCCCCAAACCUGGCUGUCUCCAUGACAACAGCAGUGUUUAUUUUUAUUGUUUUCAUUAACAGAAUCUAUUUGAAUUUUUUUUUUCGAAAUAAAAGCUCUGAAGAUAAGCAAAUCAUUUAAGAUCGGAUUUGUUAAAUUGGACACUGAUGGUGGGUUCAAGUGCUGACAACUGCUCUAAAUGGACCGUGAGAGUGGACGCGUGUUUGUCUCGAUAUGUGUCCCUGUGAUGUGUGACCCCGCCAUUCGCCCUGUGUCCGUUUAUUAAUACCAAAAGAGAUGACGCACACAUGAGGAUAAAAAAGCCAUUGAACUCAGUUGUGGAGACACCAAACAAAGAUGGAAUGAAGUGUAUAGAAUACACAGAAACAGCAGCAGUAGCAGCAGCAGCAGCUGCGCCGUCUUCUCCCCAGUUAACUGUUAUUUCCCCCGCGAGAGCGUCUAAGUAGGACUGAGCAAAAAAAA
This is a messenger RNA of Solea senegalensis (Senegalese sole), 4274 nucleotides long. It is a transcript of the gene hgfa, whose product is annotated as hepatocyte growth factor a. Gene Ontology annotation, molecular function: serine-type endopeptidase activity. Gene Ontology annotation, biological process: proteolysis. The transcript is spliced from 18 exons. The record is from RefSeq and is a predicted model, not a curated record. Bases 134 to 2275 code for a protein of 713 amino acids. Lineage: Eukaryota; Metazoa; Chordata; Actinopteri; Pleuronectiformes; Soleidae.